CAGAAGGCGCGGAGCGCCGCCACUCCUGAUGGCCUAGUUGAGAAAGUGCCAGUCGAACCGCGAGCGUCGCGACGUCUGGUACUUACGGACAGAGCGAUGGUGCGGCGUAUUUCUCUUUCCGUCGCGCGGACAGGGAAAACCCAUGGGAAUAUUCUUGAGCCACGGCACUGAUGUUCAUGGGAACACAUCAUAAGAACAGCAUCGAGCCAUCACCAGUUCCUAGACUUCACCAGCAUAUUCAUAAGCUUCUGAUAGCAUCUGAUUUCACUUUUGAUCAUCAUAGUAGUAUACAGCUAGUGAGAACGACAAUGUAUGAACCUGUUUCGGAUCGAUGUAUUACGACUACCAUCAUCAAGCCUAGCAAACUUCCAUCAGACGAAUAUCCCGUAAGCGGAUAUGGUGAUAGAAGAGAUUUACCGCCCCCAGAGAAACCCCCUCGUAGAAACAGCAGAGCCUUGAGACGGACCAGUCAACAGGAAUCGAAUGAAG
Molecule: messenger RNA, 489 nt
Organism: Leptinotarsa decemlineata (Colorado potato beetle)
Lineage: Eukaryota; Metazoa; Arthropoda; Insecta; Coleoptera; Chrysomelidae
Biological process (GO): stabilization of membrane potential; potassium ion transmembrane transport
Cellular component (GO): plasma membrane
Molecular function (GO): outward rectifier potassium channel activity; potassium ion leak channel activity
Source: RefSeq, a predicted model, not a curated record